GACAGGAUCUGGAAGGGCAGGGGAGAGGAGCCCGAGGAACAUGGGACAGGACACCCCCAAAUCCGGCCCUCGCCGUGCCUGGUCUGGGCCCAUUCGCCGGCUCCUGACAAUUGCUUUUGCCCUGCUGAUCCUGGGUGUCAUGACUUGGGCCUAUGCUGUGGGUGUCCCCUUGGCCUCCGACCAUUAUGGCCUCCUAGCCUUUGGCCUCUAUGGAGCCUUUCUCUCUGCACACCUGGUGGCCCAGAGCCUCUUUGCCUACCUGGAGCACCGGCAAGUUGCCUCCCAGGCAGCCCAGGGGAAGCCAAAAUGCUCCCGAAGGGUGGCAUUAACCAUCUCUGCCUACCAAGAGGACGCUGACUACCUGCGGCAGUGCCUGCUGUCGGCCCAGGCUCUGCAGUACCCAAGGGAGCGCCUCCGCGUGCUGAUGGUUGUGGAUGGCAACCGGGAGGAGGACAUGUACAUGGUGGAGAUGUUCCGGGAAGUGUUCGAAGCAGAGAACCCUGCCACCUAUGUGUGGGACGGAAAUUAUCACCAGCCAUGGGCCCCCCAAGUGUCUGGGGGCAGCGGCAAAGCUGGGGAGGUGGAGGCCGGUGGCUAUGCAGAGGUAGAGGCUGAGGACCCAGGACGGCUCACCGUGGAGGCCCUAGUGAGGAGCCACCGAUGCGUGUGCGUGGCUCAACGCUGGGGUGGCAAGCGAGAGGUCAUGUACACGGCUUUCAAGGCCCUCGGGGACUCAGUGGACUACGUGCAGGUGUGUGACUCAGACACGAGGCUGGAUCCCAUGGCCCUGCUGGAGUUGUCCCGAGUGCUGGAUGAGGACGUGACUGUUGGAGCUGUGGGUGGGGAUGUGCGGAUUCUCAAUCCUCUGGACUCCUGGGUCAGCUUCCUGAGCAGCCUCAGGUACUGGGUGGCCUUCAACGUCGAGCGAGCCUGCCAGAGCUACUUCCGAUGCGUGUCUUGUGUCAGUGGCCCUCUUGGUCUGUAUAGGAAUGACUUGUUGCAGCAGUUCCUGGAGGCCUGGUACAACCAGAAGUUCCUGGGCACCCACUGCACUUUUGGGGAUGACCGCCAUCUCACCAACCGAAUGCUCAGUAUGGGCUAUGCAACCAAGUACACGUCGCUGUCCCGCUGCUACUCGGAGACGCCGGCGUCUUUCCUGCGUUGGCUGAGCCAGCAGACACGCUGGUCCAAGUCGUAUUUCCGCGAGUGGCUAUACAACGCCCUGUGGUGGCACCGGCACCACGCGUGGAUGACCUACGAGGCCGUGGUGUCCGGCCUCUUUCCGUUCUUCGUGGCGGCCACGGUGCUGCGCCUCUUCUACGCGGGCUCGCCGUGGGCCCUGCUCUGGGUGCUUCUGUGCGUGCAGGGCGUGGCGGCGGCCAAGGCGGCCUUCGCUGCGUGGCUGCGGGGCUCGCCACGCAUGCUGCUUCUCUCGCUCUACGCGCCCCUCUACAUGGGCGGUCUCCUGCCUGCCAAGUUCCUGGCGCUGCUCACCAUGAACCAGAGCGGCUGGGGCACUUCGGGCCGCCGGCGCCUGGCCGCCAACUACGCGCCGGCCCUGCCGCUGGCUAUCUGGGCCGCGCUGCUGCUCGGGGGCCUGCUGCGCAGCAUAAUCCACGAGGCCCAAGCAGACUGGACCAGCGAGGCGCGCAGCACCGAGGCGAGCUACCUCGCUGUGGGAGCAGCCGCCUACGUGGCCUAUUGGGCGCUCAUGCUGGCUCUUUAUUGGGGGGGAGUCCGCAGGCUCUGCCGGCCCAGGUCUGGGGGCUACCAGGUGUCCGUGUGACUGUCCUCAGGGAGGCAGUCCCGUGGUGGCCGCGAGAUAGGAACUACGAGGACUUAUGUUCGGUCGUAGCUCGAUCACUCUCUGGGGGACUAUGGGCAUGACACUUUACCUCGAUGGGCCUCAGUUUUCUCAUCUGUAAAAUGAGCACGUCAGACCAGGGGACCUCUAAGUCUAAGCCUAAGAUCCUGUGACCUGGCCUGCUUCUUGCUACUACUUAGGUGACCUUGGACGAAUCAUUUCCAGUCUCCUGACCUCUGAUUCCUCAUAUGAAGGAGUCUGGACUCAACUCUUCACGUGGGAAGGUGUAGGACCCAGACUAGAUCUCCGAGGGCCCUCCCAGCACUAUGAUCCUUUGAAUCUUCUUUCAUCCACCAGGCAGCUGGGUGCUGACACCCUUGGGUCAGUCUCUCGGCCUCGCCGCCUGACUAGCUGUGCGACUUUGGGAAGGGCACUUGCCCUCCCAGGCCUCAGCUUUCUCCUCUAGACAAACUUUGGGCAUGGGGUAGCGUACAGCUCAGGGAUUGGCUCUUGGCUUUCCUUUGUGAUUUUAGGUGUUAGAUGUAAAAUGGAGGGUAAGGGUGAGACUUAACCUGGACACUCUCCUAGGGUUCUUUCCAGCUAUGGUGUGUAUUUAAAUUCUCUUCAUAGAGCUCUGGCCCCUUGGGAUGUGUCAGAGAUGGACAGGGUGCUCCCAGGGUCUCCCUACGUUCCCCAAUGUUCUCACUCUGGAAGUGAACACUACAAUUCCCAGCAAGCCUUGCUGUUGACCUCGUGCAGCCCCCCCAUGGGAAUUGUAGUUUGAUUCGCUGCUCGGGGCUAGGCUGGGCUGGGGACUCCUGUGUCGUGAG
Messenger RNA from Vombatus ursinus (common wombat), 2634 nucleotides. RefSeq names its product hyaluronan synthase 1 (gene HAS1). The transcript is spliced from 5 exons. Bases 41 to 1786 code for a protein of 581 amino acids. Gene Ontology annotation, biological process: hyaluronan biosynthetic process; extracellular matrix assembly. Gene Ontology annotation, molecular function: hyaluronan synthase activity. NCBI's taxonomy places the organism in Eukaryota, Metazoa, Chordata, Mammalia, Diprotodontia, Vombatidae. The record is from RefSeq and is a predicted model, not a curated record.